This is a messenger RNA of Caenorhabditis elegans, 5183 nucleotides long. It is a transcript of the gene rbc-2, whose product is annotated as WD_REPEATS_REGION domain-containing protein. Lineage: Eukaryota; Metazoa; Nematoda; Chromadorea; Rhabditida; Rhabditidae. The record is from RefSeq and is marked reviewed.
AUUAAAUAUUAUGAAAUUAUUGUGUAAAUUUCUGCUGUAAAUCUGAAAAUCUAGCUGAAAAAUGGUGGAAGUCGCGCCAGCCGGCACAAAAUCGCCGGCGCUCUCCGUUCCAGUUGUCAUUUGGGGCCCGAAACCGCCGGAAAACAAGAUUUGCGCAAUUCGUGUGCUUCCUGAUGGCGCAACAAUUAUCACAGGCGCUGAAAAUGGCCACAUUAUUAUUUGGAAGCUAGCAGAAGGACUUAUGCCAAAGCAGCUAAUGAUUGGACAUUCUCAAAAGAUUACAGCAAUCUCUCAGACAACAAAUACACCGACAAAUACACGUUUUGUCUCAGCUUCAGCCGACGGACGUGUAUGCCUCUGGGAGAUUCAAGAUGGACGGUGCAUUGAUUCAACAUCUUCUAUUGCAAUUCACAGAUAUAUUUAUCCAUACACGUAUAAAUCGUCCCGUCACACGAGAGCAACUCGUCUUUUCUGUAUUGGAGAUUAUAGUGAUAUUCAAGUAAUGGAUCCACAAGAUUUGACAGUUGUAUUCUCAAUUUCUUCAAGAGUUGAACCGGAUUGGAUAAGCUGUUUUACAAUUAUUAGUCAUCCGGAAAAGGAGGAUCAGUUGAUUGGAAUGACUCUGAGUGGAAUGAUGAAGGUGUGGACGCUCACAGAACUGGAGAAAAAGGACCCAGCAACAUCUCUAUAUGAAGAUGAAUCAAAACGACUAGAAAUUCAACAUAUUCGAAGUGUUUCAUAUAUUUGUUCAACAAGAAGAAUGCUUUUAAUAAUUGCAUCGACAUGUUGGAUGAUUAUUGAUAUGGAUGAUCUUUCAACAGUAGUUUUUCAUAAAAAUGAAAUAACUACGAAACGUUGUGUGGCUGGAUAUCUUACGGAUUUGGAUAAAGUUACAAUUGGAUAUACUGAUGAAUCAAUUCAUGUAUUUCAAUUGCCUAUCGAAAGUCUCCAAAAAGAAGGAGUACCGCCAGUUGUUGCAAAUAAUCGUCCAACCUCAAAUUAUUUCGAUCAGCCGAAUCCCUUCAUUGUGGCCACUGUAAAUGGUGUUCAGGAGCACUCGAGAUCUUGCCUAAACGACGUUCAAUUUGCAUUUCUACCAUAUAAUUCUUCAAAUUCCCUGGAAUCUUCAUCAUCUUCAUACGAAAAACGUCGUUUCUCAGUUGUACGAAGUUCAAGAAGAGAUGGAAGUGUACUUGUAUGGAAUAUGCCACCAUUUGAUCAUCAAUUCAUGAAAGCUGUGCCAGCUAUCAGGAAUUUGCCAUUUAAAUUCAACGGAACCUACCGGGAAAGCCUUGCGAGCAUUUGGCAAACAAUUAACGAAUGUGAAGAUGGAUCCAUGCCGGUUUUGAACUCUGACGCUGUAUGCUGCUCCCUAUUCGUCACAAGCCAGGGAAAAUUAUUCCUUGGCCGUUCUGAUGGUGUAAUUGUAAUGACAUAUGCUUGUGAAACUCUCGCUCGGCAAUGGCUCCGUGUGCCAGCUGAACGUGCCACGUCACGAAUACUUACAGGACAUGAUGCGGCAGUUCGAUCAAUGUUUUAUCCAUUUGAACAUGACACGAGAUAUGAUCCACAGUAUUUCGUAUCGGGAUCCGAUGAUUUUUCGGUUAUUGUGUGGAAUAUUAAUAGUGGAACGCGAAUUCAUAGAUUCACAGUGCACGGGGGACCUGUCAAAAGUUUCAUGCUUCCACCAUCAAAUUGUAGUAAACAAGUGACAAAAUGCAUUGCAUCACUAGCAGCUGACAAUACAAUUGCCCUACUCAACAUUCGUGACAGUAAAUGCAUGCUUCUAGCCUCCCGACACCCAUUUCCAAUAAUUCAAGUCAAAUGGAGACCCCUUGAUGAUUUUAUGCUUGUAAAACUGGCCGAUGGAUCCGUAUACGUAUGGCAAAUGGAAACGGCAAAUUUGGAUAGAAUUGCUACAGGACUCCUCGCAGAGGAUAUAAUGACAGCUUGUGAUGAACAAAUUGGAGUUGAAGAAGGAACUGAUGAGACAUCGGCUCAUCAUGCUGUACAACUGAUUAGAGCUCUGAAAAAUAAGAAUAUGGAAGCUGUUAAGCAAAAAGUUGUUGGAGGAUCUGUUAGUGGAGCUGCAACACCUUCUUCCCACCAUGAGCUGCCAACAAACUGUGGAACUGCCGUACAACUCGGCUCUCCAAUGUCAAUUCUACCACUUCCAGGAUGUGCUCAAGGAGCCCAUCUCGUGCAAUUUGAAAUUUCCGCUCUAAUCGCCGGAAUUCUUCAUCUCGAUUCAUCAGCAGAAGCUCCUGAAGGAAAAACUACUGCUCAGAAGUUGGAUGCAGCUGCUGCCGCUGGAGCAUCCGACUCUGCGACAGGGCUCUCGAGAAAGCUGACAUGGCAAUUUGAAGCUAAUCUAUAUCUUGAUGUGGCUCGGCUGAUGCUCUCAAUGCUUCAUGCAUGGUGUCUUGAUGAAGAUAUGGAUGAAGUAUGUGAUAAAAGAUUAUCAUUACAUCGUCCCCGACAUCAAGUUUAUUUUGGAAAUGUAUCACGACAGGGGGAACUGUCGGUUAGUCUACCCACACGAUUUGCAGCGGAUUUUGAAUCGUUUUGUAAGAAGUCGAGGUGGCAGGCAAGUCACUCACUGAAUACAAGUCACCUACUCGCCGUAAUUGCUACCUCGAAUACCUUGAUGGCUAUGAAAAAUUCGGCGCUUCAAUUGGCAAAAAUUCGAAAAAGUGUGGUAGAACAGAAUCAAUCGACAAUCCAUCAACCGGAUCGUCAACAAAUAAAACAAGGAUGGAGCCUUGUAGCUGCACUUCAUUGUGUUCUUUUACCUGAUCAUGUUCGUCCAAGAAGUAGUUAUGCUCCGCCGAGCAUUGAAAUGCUUGUUAGAAGAUGGCAGGAUAGUUGUUUAGAAAUACGAGAAGCUGCUCAAGCUCUUUUGAUUCGAGAACUCACGAGAUUGGGCGCAGAGGGACGCCGCCGCCUCAUCGAAUCAUGGACCCCAUUCCUGCCACCACUCCUCGAUGAUUCCCUCUCGAUUUUCGGCUCAAAACUUCAAUCAUCCGUUCCAACAGUCCAACCAAGUGCUCCGGCUCCUCCAAUCCCUCCACGCACCAAAAAUGCUCCACCAGACGUCGAACCUGUCCGUGGAUCGGAGCCCCCGACAGCUGAGGGUGGUGAAGCCGGAAUUCAACAAGUUCGACGUAAUCAAGCAACUUCGAUCAUCCUGCUCGGUGUGAUUGGCUCACAAUUUGGCGAUGAACUGAAUCGCGCCGAUUUGACGAGAGCCACUGCUGUGUCGUUGCUCGAAUUGCUCGUCGCGGCUCCUUCUAACCUGAUUCCAGUGCAUUCUCCACUUCGUCGGGCGGCUAUUGAUCUAUUGGGACGGGGAUUUGUACAUUGGGAGCCGCAUUUAGAGAUUUCCAAGGUCGUCCUGGGGCUGUUGGAUUUGGCGUCGAACAAUGAAAAGCCGGGAACCCAACGCCGAAUCACCGGUGCUCCACUAAACGCUAUUGAAGAUGCAGCUCGAACAUCCCGACAGGCUCUUUCUCUGAUUGCUCUCGCCCGUCCACCGGCUCUUAUCACCUCGUUAAGCAUGGAAGUUGCUCGAUACAAUGCAGCUGCUCAACAUCAAACAAUCCAGCAUACAGUAGUCAGUCCAUUACUGAAAUCUCGAUCAGAAGUUCUUCGAAUAAUUGAAGAGUUGUGCGAGAAACGAUACAAUGAUAUAAUUGCAAUGUUACUACCAGUUGGAGAUAUUCUCGUUCAUUGCUUGGAUAUUACAAUUCUCAAGCAUAAAUCAAUGUCUGAGGUUUUCCCGCCGAUUGUCAAGUUUAAUAUGGUGGCGUAUUGCUCGACGAGCAAACGUGUUGCUUUUGGUGGAAAGAAUGGAACUUGUGUUGUACAUGAGUUGAGAGCUACUAAAACUCAUUCCCUGCCAUCUCAUAACGGACCAAUCGCUGCCGUCGCGUUCAGCGAAGAUGGAAAAUAUUUGGCCACUUAUGGAGCUGAAGACGGAAAAAUUAACUUUUUCCAGACAAGCCAAUCGUUUUUGGGAAUGGGACAAGCCCAGCUAAAGCUCACAAAAUCCCAACCGGCUCCAACUGUAUCAGUACCAACAACUCCUAGUGGAACAUCAUUCCGUCCUCGUUUAGUAUGGAUUAACUCUAAAUCACUGACACUUAUGCUUCCAGAAGGCCGUGAACAACGAUUUUCGCUUUAAAUUUAUGCACAUUUGUGUGCUCACCUCCCAGGUGUUCUAGUCACUUUUAAUUCACUUUUUUUCUCGGUUUUUCCUCACUUCUCACGCAUUGCCAUAUAUCAAGGGUUCAGUCGGGGUUUUUAAAUUUUUUUUCGAGUUUUCGAAGAUUUCCUUUUUUUUUUUUUUAGAAAAAAAUGAGAAAAAAUCGAAAAAAUUCGGUUUUUUAAAUUUGAUUUUGAAAUUUUUGAAACCCCCAAUUUUUUCAGAAUUUUUUUUUCGGAAAAUUUAUAAAAAAAUUAAACAAUUUUCCAUUUUCUCGGUUUUUAAAGGAAAUAUUUGGAAAAACUUCAAAAAUUAUUUUUGAAGAUUUUCUGAAUUUUUUUCAGCAAAAAUUGAAAACUCAAAAAAAUCCUUUUUUUUCAAAAAUACCCAAAACUAGAGAAUUAUCAAAAAAGGAUUUUUAUCCCAAAUUGAAAAAAAACAAAAUUUCGAUUUUUAUUGGAUUUUCUAUUCCCAAUUUUUUUGAAAUUAAAAAAAAAACAGAAAUUUGCGAUUUUUUUCGAUAAAAAAUUACUGUAAAAAGUCUGACUUUUUUCUUUUUUUUUGAAAAAAAAACACCGAAAAAUCGAAAAAUUGCAUUAUUUCUCUGAAAAAAAAACAUAAAAAUCUGGAAAAAAAUUAUUUUCGUUUCUUAAACAUUUUCUGCAAAAUCUGUACGAAAUCUAAUUUUUUUUAAAUUUUUUUUUCUCUAAAAACCUCCCAAAAAUCUUUGCAAAAUCGGAAAAAAAACCGACUCCCCUUGAUAAAUUUACAUUCCUGAUAGACAUUUAAAAACUUAAAAAAAACAAUGUAUUUAUUAAAUUAUUAUUACGAUUUUUUUAAAUUUAAGAUUAGAAUUAUUAAAACAAAUUUACUAGCUUUUCUUUCUUUUUUGUAUGUUUCCACAUUUUUCUCAUAAUAUUGAUUAAUUUAAUGCAUAAUACUAUGUACACAUUUAAAUAUUAGAUGAAGAACAAAUUAU